AUGAAACACUCCUUCAUCAACCUCCGUUUACUCAUUGUUUUAUCUCUGCAACUUAUUGUAUCUAUUGAUGGAAAAGGAUUCCACAAACGAUCCUCGCUUGAAACCCUCCAUGCAGAGCUGUCUGUAGUCGAAGAACAGAGCGUGGAUUCUUUCAGUGAAAACUUGGACGCUGUAGCUCUUCAAGCACUUGAGCGUGCUGGCAUUCGAUUUUCUGACAUUAAGGCCAUUCAAAUAACCCUUCUGGAGCCGAAUCCAUACUUUCGGAUUUGCCCUAAUGAAGCCCUUAAUUCAACCUUCCUCUGUCUCAAGAAACGAAUUGAUAGAGAGAUGCUCUGUCCCACUGAAGGUAUCUGCUGUCCACGGUUUCAACAUCCUGGAAAAUAUUUUGAUUCCAUUCCAUCAUCUUCCGGUGAAAUUCGACCAGACGAUUGCGUAAUUUCAUUAAUUCUGAUGGUUGAUUUUAUAAGCGCUUUUGAGAAUGCAAGGCAACAGCGUCUUCUAUCUCUAUCAAUUCGAGUGCUAGAUAUAAACGAUCACGCUCCAGCUUGGAAACUUCAAAGAUCUCAAAAUCAAAUGAAUAGGCAGUCUUCUGAUUCCAAUCAGUACAGCUCACUUAUCCCGGUGCUUAUUCUUCCAAUUCGAGAGAAUGCUAAAAGUGGAACAAAGAUUGAAUUACCGGAAGCUUUAGAUCCUGAUGCAUAUCCUGAAAAUACAACAGUAAAUUACGGGAUUGAAUCGGAUGUUGGUGGUCUGUUCUCCCUCGAAUGGACUGGAAAGUCCAGAACGGUAACAAACUUCCUUGAACCUAAAGCUGCUCAGGACAAACUUUGGCUGGUGCUGAAUAAAGAACUCAAUCGGGACGAGCAGAAAACACAUCAAGUGAAAAUUUUUGCUGUAGAUGGAGGUGCUGUUAAGCCGAAGACAGGUUAUUUGCUGCUGAAUAUAACCAUUGAAGAUGUGAACAAUCAUCCGCCCAAGUUCAAGAAGCACGAAGAUUUUGUGUGGGUUCUUGAGCACAGUCCCAUUGGAAGUGUAAUCUAUCGACUAAGAGCAAGUGAUCAGGAUGAAUCUGACAUUGACAAGCUGAGAUACUCUCUUUCUUCCUCUGUCACCACUCAAAUAGCGAGCCUUUUUGUUGUUGAUAAACGAACUGGUGAGAUACGAGUUCAAGGCGAACUUGAUUACGAAAAAGUCACUUCUUACACACUUUCUGUCACUGUCACCGAUGGACUGCACUUUGAUGACGCUGUUAUAAUUAUCGGAAUACUGAAUAUCAACGAUCACCCUCCCGUUAUUACUCUUCAUUCUCAUUUGACUGCUAAUUCUAGGUAUCACUUAUAUGACGCGCAUCAUCGGGUUUCUGGAUCACAGUUGACUAUUGAAGUUGGCGAAAAUGGACCACCAGAUCAGUUGAUUGCUACUUUUACUGUCACGGAUGGAGAUGACUCUGCUGAGGCCAGAUUUCUGCAAACCCCUUCCCCCAUUCGAGACGCUUUCCUACGAGCUAAUGAUAUCAGUCUGCAGGAUGCCACUGAACGGAUAAAAAAGCCACCUCGAUGCAAACUUAAUACUGAGUUAAUGGAAAUUGAGCUUCUCAGCUUAGAUAGCAGAUCACACAAAGCGAGGUUUCAACUACGUCUCGCCAAGAAACCCCUUGAUCGAGAGGUGUCGGCGAAGUAUCUUAUUCGGAUUGAGUGUUGGGAUCAAGCUAAUAGAUUUGGAAAUCAUAUUCUUACCCAGAGUAACAUGGUCGGUUAUAGAAAUUCCUUUUCCCGAUCUACUAGUGCUACCUUUACACUUGUGGUCACAGAUGAAAAUGAUUCCAUACCAAAAUUUAACGGACCUCUCGUUGGAACCAUUGCUGAAGGCCAACCGAUUGGGACUCUCAUUAAUCAAAUUUCUGCCACAGAUGCAGACGACCCCUAUAAUAUGAAUGGACAAGCCGGAUUGCGGUAUUCCAUCAUUGGUGAACCGGAAAUUACCUACGCCUUUAAGUCUACUUCUUCUAAUGCAACUUUUGCUGCUAGUUCUACUGAUACUUCCUCCUGGUUUACUCUUGAUUCGAGAUCAGGUGAGCUUCGAUCUGCAGUAGUUUUUGACCGAGAAGUUGUUGCUGCUUUCAAUCUUAAUAUUAGUGUUACUGACGGUGGGGAGGAAUCAAAUUCAAGUAUUAAACAUAAUAGUGCCUUCACAACUAUGCACAUUACUGUUUCGGAUGUUAACGAUUGUCAACCAACGUUUGACAAACUUGUCUACCAAUUUAAUAUCAGUGAAGGUGCAACUCCACCGCUUCUUAUUGGAAAGAUACAGGCAAACGACUGUGAUGCAGAUGAAAUCAACCGUCGGCUAAACUACUGGCUUCAACAACAACCAUCAAAUUCUAGCUCAGCUGGAAGAUGGUUUACUGUCUCACGCAAUGGCGAACUCUACCUCGGUUCAAAGGGAGCCAGUGAUGGAAAGGUACAUGAUUGGAGACCUCUGGACCGUGAAAAGGAGGAACUCAUUGUCUUAGGAGUUAUCGCGAGGGAUCAUGGUCAACCAUCGCUAACUGGAUCUGCACAGGUGAUUAUCCGCCUCCAAGAUAUCAACGACAAUUCGCCAAUUUGGAAUUUCCCAAAGCCAAACGAACGAGUUGUCAACAUUUCCCUCGAUGCUUCUGUGGGCCAGAGAAUAGCUGAGGUGAGUGCCCACAUCUAUAUUUUGUCUUGCUAA
Rodentolepis nana is the source of this 2712-nucleotide messenger RNA. Lineage: Eukaryota; Metazoa; Platyhelminthes; Cestoda; Cyclophyllidea; Hymenolepididae. The record is from the annotation of a GenBank genome assembly.